UAUUACUAUUAUUAUUUAAUUUGUUCCUUUCUGUUUGGAAAGCGGGGGCAGGUGGCGAGGAGGGGGGUGUCCCCGCCCGCCGUGCAGUCGGGAUGCGUCCCGGACGCCGGGCGGCUGCGGCGCAGCGACACUGAGCUGAGCUGAGCUGAGCUGAGCUGAGCUCACCAUGGACAGCUUCGACUUAGCUCUGCUCCAGGAGUGGGACCUGGACUCGCUGUGUGUCUACGAGCCAGAUAGAAACGUGCUGCGCAGGAAAGAAUGGGAAAGGAGAAAUCAGGAGGCCCAGCAGGAGGAUGGCACGUUUAACACCAGUUACUCCCUCUUCAGUGAACCAUACAAGACUAACAAGGGGGACGAGCUCUCUAAUCGCAUCCAGAAUACACUGGGCAACUAUGAUGAAAUGAAAGAUUUGUUAACCGACCGAUCAAACCAGAGCCACCUUGUUGGGGUUCCAAAACCUGGGGUUCCUCAGACACCUCUCCCCAAGCCUGAUGAGCUUCUUAUCGCAGACUCAAGACCACCACCUCCUCCUUCCAUUUCCAACACUUCUUCCGCAGCAGCAGCCCUACCUGCGCAGCAGAGCAAAAGCACCACAAUGGGUUGGCAGAAGGCUGGGCACAAUGCUGCUUCAGAGAGUCAGCAGAGAGCCAGCAAGCAUGGACACCGCUCACUGGAGUCCCACAAAGGUGACUUCAAACUGGCAAACCAAAAAUCCAGUCUGGAGAAAAUGAAACGCUAUGCAUCUAGUCCCACCUCCUCCUCCUCCAAUGCUGCCCAGCAAAGCUCACUGAGGGCCACACUAGGUGACAGUGUCAGCAGAGUGCAGCAGCCAGCGAAGUUAAAUUGCGGCUCAGAAGGAGGAACUCAAGUGCAGGAGAGACCCUCAAAGCACAGCAGUGGGCACUGUGUCCAGAACUUCCCACCAUCUCUUGCUUCAAAGCCCAGUCUGGUUCAGCAGAAACCAACGGCUUAUGUAAGGCCAAUGGACGGUCAAGACCAGGCCCCUGAUGAGUCUCCAAAGCUGAAGUUAUUGACAGAGACGACCAAGUUGUACAGGGGAGUGCCUUCUAACAAACCUGAUUCGGCCAGGACCAAGUCAAAGAUAACGAAGUUCAACAUUCCUAAGCAAGAAGAGGACAGUGGAACAGGAGAUAACAGCUGCAUUGAAGAAAUAUUGCGGGAGAUGACCCAUUCAUGGCCUCCACCACUGUCGGCUAUUCACACACCAGGGAAGGCAGAGCAAAGCAAGUUUCCCUUUCCAAACAAGGAGUCACAACAGGGAUCUACAGGACACAGCAAUACAAGAAAAAGUGAUGUAGAGCCAAAGAGUCCAGAGAAAGGCGCAACCCAUACAUCAAUGCUAGAAGAUGAUCUCAAGUUAAGCAGCGAUGAAGAGGAGAAUGACCAGCAGGCAGCACAGAGAUCUGCUCUCCGCGUUCUGUCUGACAGCAGCCUGGUGGGGCCGCAGUCCAGCACCCGAGCCCCGGGACUCUCCAGCAAGGGGUCGAGCAGCAGCAGCUCCAGUGAGUCUGAGAGCAGCUCGGAGUCUGACUCAGAGAGCGAGAGCAGCUCCAGCGAGAGUGACGGCAGCAAGCCCUCGCAUUACUCCAGCCCAGAGCCCGAGCCACCCUCAUCUAACAAGUGGCAGCUGGACAAGUGGCUGAAUAAAGUUACCCCACACAAAGCACCCAUCCUGACCCCUCACGACGGUUCGGCCCUAGAAGCCCACCCCUACUACGGCCACGUGAAGGCGGAGCGGCAGGAGGACGAGAAGACCCCGGCCCCGGGCCCAGCUGAGCACCGCGGCGGGGAGAGUCGCACCGCCGCCGCCUCCACCGCCGCCACCGUCGGGGACGGGCCGCGGCCCAGGACCGCCAACAAAGCACCGGGCAGCAAGGGAGGACGCCAGAAGUCACCCCCCGCCGCCGACGGCGGGCCGCCCAGGAGGGCAGCGGGGAAGAAGGCUCCGCGGCGAGCCGAGAGGAGCUCCGCCGGAGACGGCUCCCACUGCCGUGGGGCAGAGGAGCCCGCCGGGAGCCACGGCUUUCUGGAAAGCGCCGGCAGCGAGGCGCCCAGGGCCCGGCCCGGCGCGAGCGUCGGCGGUGCGGGCUGCAGAGCGGGGCAUCGCCGGGAGCCCCGCUCAGCCGCGGCCGGUGAGAAGCGGCGGGCCCGGGGGCCGAGCAAAACGGCGCCCAAAUCCAAGGAGUUCAUAGAGACCGAGUCCUCGUCCUCGUCGUCCUCCUCCGAGUCGGGCUCCGAGUCGGAGCGGGAGGAGCGCCCGCUGCCCAAGGCGCAGGCGGCGGCCGGGGCCGAGCCGCAUGCCAAGGACUCGGGGUCGGGAGCCGCCAGCAAAGCCCACGGCGGCUGCAGUGCCUUUGGCUCCAUUAAUGCCAGGACUAAUAGUGAAAUAGCAAAGGAGCUGGAGGAACAGUUUUACACCCUGGUUCCUUUCGGUAGGAAUGAGCUCCUGUCUCCUCUGAAAGACAGUGAUGAGGUAAAGUCGCUGUGGGUCAACAUUGACUUGGCUCUUUUGUCCAGGAUUCCAGAGCGUUUGCCUGAAGAGCCGCUGGCAAUGAGCGCCGGAACAAACCAGGCGGCCAGCGUCCCGCAGGGUGGUAGUGCUGAGCUCCCUGCAGAGAAGGGCUUACCGAAAUCUAGAAGGAAACGCAAGUGUGAGAAUGAGGAAGAGUACAGAGACAUCAAGAAGACUCAUUUAGAGCGAGAGAGUUCUUCACGAUUAGCUGCCUCUGCCCACAGCAUCACAACAGCAAAUCACUGCAAUGUAAAUGAAAAUAGUUUGGCACUACCAAUAAAUAAAAAUGAGAAAGUGCUUCGGUCACCCGUCUCUCCCCUCUCUGAUGCAUCAAAACACAAAUACUCCAACGAUGAUUUAACUUCCUCCAGCAGACCUAAUGGCAGCAGUCUAUUACCUUCCAUCUCCUCCAGCAAAAAGCAUAAGGGUGAAAUCCAGUCACAGCCACAUCUCGGAGACUUCAAUAAAGCAGUUCACACCAAUUCAGAAAAUGUUCUUCUCUGCAAUAAGCCACAGACCCAAACAGAGCCUUGGUCACCUCUGUCCAGCGCACCCAGGGACUGCAGAAGGACAAAACUUAUCUUUGAUGAUAUGCCACGCAAUGCAGAUUACUUUAUGCAGGAAGCUAAACGGAAGAAACAUAAAGCAGAUGCGAUGGUGGAAAAGUUUGGAAAGGCACUGAAUUAUGCAGAAGCAGCAUUAUCGUUUAUUGAGUGUGGAAAUGCAAUGGAACAAGGCCCAAUGGAAUCUAAAUCCCCCUAUACAAUGUAUUCAGAAACAGUUGAACUCAUCAGGUACGCAGUGAGACUAAAAACCCACUCAGGCCCCAACGCCACGCCAGAAGACAAGCAGUUGGCAGCACUAUGUUACCGCUGCCUGGCCCUUCUGUACUGGAGGAUGUUCCGACUCAAAAGAGACCAUGCUGUCAAGUAUUCUAAAGCGCUUAUUGAGUAUUUCAAGAAUUCAUCAAAAGUUGCCCAGAACCCACCUUCUUGGGGUAACAGUGGAAAGAGCACAGGAACUCCAUCACCCAUGUCCCCUAGUCCUUCUCCAGUCAGUUCUGUUGGAUCCCAGGGGAGCACAGGGCCCCCUUCCUCAUCUCCUAUAAUCAGCAUCCCCCAGCGCAUCCAUCAGAUGGCCGCCAACCACGUCAGCAUCACCAACAGCAUCCUGCACAGCUAUGACUACUGGGAGAUGGCAGACAACCUGGCCAAGGAAAAUAGAGAAUUUUUUAACGACUUGGAUGCAUUGAUGGGACCUAUCACCUUGCACAGCAGUAUGGAGCAUUUAGUUCAGUACACUCAACAAGGACUUCACUGGGUGCGGAAUAGCACUCACUUGUCAUAAUGACUGUGUGCCAUUCACUUGGACUAUAUAACCUUUCAUGGAUAAUUCAGUUAUUCUGGACACUGUGCUACAGAAAUAGACAACCACAGCAUUGAUCCAAACAAAGGUGAAUAUUUCUUCAAUGAUGAGAAGAUGUUUUCUGAGAGUAGAUAUGUAUCUGUGCAUAUGUACAAUAUACAAUGAUUUCUCUUCAGAAUAAAUUGUUCUGUACCACUCUCCAGAAAAUUUUCGUACACUAGAAAUACUAGAAAGAACUGAUGUGAAUGCACAAAACAUACCCUUUUUAUUCACGUGCUGAAAAAUUUAGAAACCAAAAUCUCAUGGGGUGAUUGAACCAAGUGCAAUAAGCACAAAUCCCUAUUCAGGAAAGCUCUCAAUAGACUCUUUCCUUUUAAGCUUGUACUGAAAUCCCAUUUACUUCAGUAGAGCUUAAGCACAUAUACAAGGGUUUUCCUGAACUGAAUGAAUGAGUGCAAGUCUCAGCAACAGAGAACUUACUGCAAGCGUGGACACUUCACAGAAGUUCCAAUAUUUAUGUUCCAUCUCCCUGUAAUUCCCCUGCUGGGGCACACAGAGGAGUUGUGUAGUCUGCAUUAAGAUGGAGAAAGACAGCAUUCCUUCAGUGUGCGAUAAGUUUUGACAGAUUGCUUGCAUUUUUUUAUCUCCUGUCUUUUUAAAUCACUUGACCUCUUGUUCGGCUCCACACCAACAAUACAACCUACAAUAACAAGCAAAAAGCCUGAAAACAGAUAUGCUGAUUGCAUGAACUUUAAAGGAGAUGGUGGGAAACUGCAUUCUGUUACCAACAGUAAACAGAUAAAUGAAAAAAAAAAAAAAUGGCAAACUGCAAUCCACUCACUAAAGUAAAUGAGUUAAUUUCAGCUACAUACAGACAGACAGAUAUCCAUAACAAUUGUUGGCUCUGCAUGAGAAGGCUUCAUCUUAUAGAUUUUGAUUUUCAUAUCUUUUUCACGUAGCAGAAGCUUGCAGCACAUUCUUCUAGGCUGUACAGGAACACUACAUGCAAUUUCCUUUAUCUGGGAAGCAGAGUUUUCUGCUCAUCAGGCUAAGAACUGUUUCCUAUCAUAAUCCUCUCACUCUUCAUGCAUAAUCCUCAACUAGGCUUUAAUGUUUCUUGAUUUGUGGGAUGUUUUCCAUUCCUGUUGACAGGCUGUGUUUUUCGUGCCAGAAGAAUUAAUCCCACAAUGAUUGGAGUUUAAUUUGGGUCAGCUGAGGUCAAGGCCAGUUCAUACCAACUGUGUUUGCCCUCAGCACAUUUGUGUUCAUUUUCAGUGGUUUUGACACAUUUAUUUUUCUUCCUCUGUAUUGGAAAUAUAAUUUUUUGCUUGCUUUGCAGUCAGAUUUGUAGCCCUUACUCAAAUCAGCAGUUCUGGUGACUUCAAUAGACUGUGCUUGUCCAAGUCACUGACUGACCCUUUGAUUGUUGUUUUCUAAUUUAAUUCACAAAUAUUUUAAGGAAAUGUGAGUACAAAAAUCUCUUUCAAUAUAUGAUGCAGUAGAAGUAGCCACUGAUAUUGAGGGUUAAUUGAUUGGUUCUUGCUGCCUUUUUUUUUUCCUCUCUGAUUUUGAAAAGACGCAUUUAAAAAAGAAUAGAUACCAAACAAAGUAGCAUGUUUUCUCAGUAAAACAUCUCUGGAAGCAAAGGCUGUAUUACCCUGUGUUCAAGAGCAGGCUGGACAGCAUGCACAGCUCCAAUAUCGGCAUAUUUUUUUUGAUCUAGGCUGCUUACAAUAGGGCUGGCUAUUGCUCAGACUCAGAACAUCACCCUGUUCUUUGAUGCAACUCAGCAGGGUAACUACGUAAGGACUGCUCAUCUCUAAGCCAUCCCAAGCCAAUCUCAUGUGCCGAUUAGUGCUUGGAUCCUUCCUCCCCAAAAGAACUCCUAAGAUCAGGCUGUGGUAACUCUUAACACGGACUUGAGUAUUACAGUGUGGCUGGCUUUAAGAGUGAACAUGGGCCUGCCUUUAAAUGAUAAAAUGCACAUCUUCCAAGUCCUUCGUCACUCUUAAUUCCAGCUGUCACCCACUUCAGCAGGAACACAAGUUGUUUGGUCCCAAGUAUCACGGAGAACAUGGUUAGUGCCUUUCUGUUUAUUACUUGCCUGAUCUCCAGCGGUGGGCGUCUACCAUGAUGUACCAGACCAGCAGCAGUGGAUUCUGUCAGCUGCUUCAACAUCAUACGAAGGUACUGUGGAAUUUCCAAUUAGGAUUGGAUUCACUAAUUGGAUUUCCAAUUAGUGAAAUUCCAAUUAGAUUUGCUUCUGUUUUCUUUGAUGGUGCCUAUGAUGUUUAUCUUCAGAUAAUUUGGGGGUUUGGGAGCCCUUAUUGCUAUUUAAUGUCGAGAAAUUUUAGAUGUGACAUAAAUUACUUGCCUUAAAUGGAGUUUAGUUUUAUUGCACAUGUGGCAUUUGAGUUUCAAGUAUGGAACUUUGAAGCAUGUUUAUUUUACUAGGGGUAUAUUUCUUAAUCACAAUGAACUCUUUGUAUGGAUGUAAUAUGUCAAGCAACUUCAAAGAAAUGCAAGAAUUAUGCUGUCCUGUUGUAACAUUUCCAAGCACUAAGGAUUUCUUGCAGAUGAUUGUCAUUUCUUGUACAUUGUUCUCAUAUUGAAUUAUUCCAAAAUACCCAUUGCUUCUUUGGAAAAACACACUGGCUUUUAGGUUGUGUGCUGGCAUCAUCUGUGUGGCCUGAUGAGCACACUGAGCCUUAACUUCGGGUGGCAAAAAGGAAUGAAGUAGCAGCCAUUUAAACCAACUGGUCAUAUACAUGGAUUAGAGUUUUUGGUCUUCUUUCUGCUGGGUUUCUCACAGCUGUACAGCUUUUUUGGUGAAGUUAUUGCAAUACUCUUCUGUGCAGACUUUUUGCUGCAUAAUAGUUGCAGCAGUUUAGAUGGCUGGAGCUGAAUGUGACGUGGUGACAACAAAUAUUUCAUUCCAUCUUCUUAGGGCCUGAACUGGAGAGGUGCAUGUGGCCUUUAGGUCUGGUCCAAUUAAGCAUAUGUUCCGUAUUAAGAACCGGAGCAGCUUCAGAUAUUCCACCAUGACUCAAAGGUACUUUGUUCUAGAUGAGACCAGUAGAUACCAUCCUUUGGGGUUCAAUGAAAGAUGCCUACUCGCUUUAGACUGCUGUAAAAGCCCAUUAACAUGCAGCUUUCUUUGCACUAUGGCAGUACGCAGGUUCAUUUGGUGCAAGCAAAACAUCAGCCUGUACGAAUCCAGAAGAAUUAUACAUGGAAGGAGAGGUCUGCUUACAAACAGAGGCUUCUGAAUAAGUAAAGGCUGAUAAAACAAUGGGAAUACAUUCAAAUGAACCAUAUAGUGAAGGUGGAUACAAGAAGCGCAAAGCAGCAUACAGGAUUCUCAAAGACAGCAAGAUAAUACAGACUCUUGACCUUAAUCGUUUAUAGUAUUCCAUAGUGGCAUGAAUGACAGAUAAGAAGGACACGUGCAGAAGUCUGGGUGUGGCUAAAAGCCAAGCACAGCCCUGCCAUCACAUGGCAGGAUUCCCCAGCUCAUUUGCCUCUUUCUUUUAGCCAAAUAUCACAGGGCUCCAAAGGAAGAUGCUUCAGUGAAUGGAAGACCUUAGGUAAAGAAGGUUAAGAAGAUCAAGCCCUAAAUGUAGAUACAAACACAUAUGUAUAUACUGUAAAUCUAAAUAGUAAUUAAAGUCACUCAGCAUGAAGGAUAUUACUAGUGCCUACCAUUGAUCAUCAACUACUCAUCACUGAGCAGCCAUAUCACCUCAGAACUGCAGUAACUUAUCAAAAUAAUUUGUGCAGCUAAUUAAUUUAUAAGCAAUGCACCUUUGGGACUGUGUCAUCGUAUCUCUUUUGUAAUACAAACGUUCAACCAUUUUUCACGGCUACUGAUUCAAAUCUACAUCACUGAAAUGUCAGGAUAUCUUUUUUUUCCCCUAGAUGAGGACAUGCACUUAGACCUGGCUAAUCUGUGCUUAGUUUAUCUACCCAAGAGACUUCAGUAGUCACCAGCCUUAAUGCAUGUACAGUAUAUACUAUUCACUGACUUAGUUGUAGGUUUUAAUCCAAAUGAAAUUGGAAUUUGCAAAAUGACUUGGAUUAAUGGCAUCUGUCUCGGAUACCCUGCAGAUGUGACAUUAAAUGAUUCAUGAUUUUAAGCAGGAAAGGUUGAAUUUUAUGUAAAUUGCAGUGGAUGAAUUCCAGGAAUUUUUAUAAGAUUUUUUCAAAUGAAAGGAUUGUCAAAGCAAUCUGUUGUGGGUUUGUUGUUUUUUGUUUUUUUUUUCCCCCUAACUGUCCUAAAUUUUGUGGAGGGUCAUCAGUUCAUGGUCAAAACUAUAUUAAGAACAUCUCCUUCUGCAAUAUGCUUUGCCUUUACAUAAUCCGCUUAAUGCUUAGUAUGUCAAA
Molecule: messenger RNA, 8281 nt
Organism: Phasianus colchicus (ring-necked pheasant)
Lineage: Eukaryota; Metazoa; Chordata; Aves; Galliformes; Phasianidae
Gene: AFF3
Product: ALF transcription elongation factor 3
Biological process (GO): regulation of gene expression
Cellular component (GO): nucleus; super elongation complex
Source: RefSeq, a predicted model, not a curated record